Messenger RNA from Spizellomyces punctatus DAOM BR117, 1560 nucleotides. RefSeq lists its product as uncharacterized. The coding region runs from base 1 to 1560 and encodes 519 amino acids. Gene Ontology annotation, biological process: ribosome-associated ubiquitin-dependent protein catabolic process; rescue of stalled cytosolic ribosome. Gene Ontology annotation, cellular component: RQC complex. The record is from RefSeq and is a predicted model, not a curated record. The transcript is spliced from 7 exons. Lineage: Eukaryota; Fungi; Chytridiomycota; Chytridiomycetes; Spizellomycetales; Spizellomycetaceae.
AUGUUUGGUUCACGGGUGGUGAACGAUGAGAUUCGUCGAAAGAACUACAUACGAAGUGGAAAACGGACAGCCCUCGCUGUAGCGCGCGAGAAUUGGCCAAAGUGGGCGAAGCUCGGAUUGGCAAUGGAUCUACUGGAAACGAAGGAUGGGCUGUCGUAUUUUGCUUUCAACCACUCCCGGGCGUACCAAGAAGUACAAAUGGGUUUCUUCCAAGCCAUCAGCACUCACGAUCCCCAUACAAUGCAGACACUCCUUCAUGUAUAUCCAUAUCACAUUGACUCUCUCCUUCAACUCAGCGAAGUUUGCAAACACAGCGGUGAUAUUGCUAUGGCAGCUGAACUCGUAGAAAGAGCGUUAUUUGCGUUCGAACGAGCCUUCCAUUCACAAUUUAACAUUGCGACGGGCACCUGUCGAGUGUCAUAUAUGCGUUUCGAAAAUCGCAGCUUCCACCUGGCAAUUUUCCGCCAAAUUGGGUACAUUGCUAGGCGAGGAUGUUGGCGCACAGCAUUUGAGUUUGCAAAGCUUCUCCUCAGCCUUGAUCCCGAUGACGACCCGCUUGGUACUUUACUCUUUCCUAUUCGAACACAGCUAUUGAUAAGACAGCUUACAAUCUACCCAAAGGACCAUAGUGCUAGUUCAUGUAUGCUGCAAAAAGCUAUCGCUUGGUUCCCCUCUGUUGUCGCUGGUCUAUACGAAAAGACGGCCACAAGCGACUCAAGAGUGUCUGGCGAUGCUUACUUCCUGUCGAACGAUACUCCUGAUUCACUGCAAUUGUUAAUAGACCUUUACGUAGAGAGAAAUCAUUCCUUAUGGAAAGUCCCGGAAGUGCUGGCGUGGCUGCGACAGAAUGUCGCAGCAACUAUAGAUAAGCUUAACCGGAACGAUCAGGAGAUUGAAGAGGGACGACGUGUUCGGGCAGAGCAAUACCAUGAUGGCGUUCCUCGCAAUCUUUCUAGACAUAUUUUCAUCUCCGAUUUCCCUUCCAUUAGCGCUGCAUUGCCACCGGAAGCUGUUGCAUCCGGUGUCCAAGCUUAUGACCCUCUUCCACCAGAAAAUGCUCCGUCGUCUCCUUAUUCGGAUUACGAAAACAGCUCACGGUCAGAGAACAACCCAUUUUCGGACAUGGGAUUUCUCACUGGUCUGCUGCGAAAUUUGUUACCAUGGAUGAACGUGAACAGGGACCAGAACGGUGCCGGCGGCGAAGGGCAACCAGAGGACAUUCGAAAUUUGGCUAAUAUGGCUGAGGCUGUGUUAAACCCGCCAAAUGAACUUAUCGACGCUGAUGGGGAUGAGAAUGUCGCUGCCACCAUUCGUGCCGCACAGGAAGCCUUACCAGGACUGUUUCCGCCUGCGACAGAGGAGAAUCCAAAUCCGGAUUGGAUGGCAGGACUGAGGGAUACAAUCGCUCAAUUGCGUUUGUUUGGAGGUUGGGCUGGUUUCGGAGCUGGGGCUGCAGAUGAAGGAAACGCAGUCGAGGACGGAGGAAAUGGUGAAGGGGUAGACGAAGACCAAGAAAACGAUGGUGGUUCUGAAAGUGCUCCAGAUACACGAGAGGAAUAA